Molecule: messenger RNA, 281 nt
Organism: Prorocentrum cordatum
Lineage: Eukaryota; Dinophyceae; Prorocentrales; Prorocentraceae
Source: the annotation of a GenBank genome assembly
GUACAGUGAUGCCGAUCUGCGACGUGGCCCAGCCAUGUUGGAUACCGCGGAGCAGUGCGCAGUACGGCACGUGCUGGCACAGCAUGCGGCAGUCAGUGUGGCGGGUCGGCGCCGCGCGGGAGCUGCCGAGGUGCGCGCCUUCUCAACUGCGUAGGUGGAUGUGGCAGUGGAUGAGCAAGCAGGGCCCGAGGAGCGCGCUCGGCAGAGUGCGGCUCCAGAGGCGCUGCAGGCGAGCGGAGGCACAGCCCGAAGAGGAGGGAUCACCGCGCCUCGGCAUGUGA